This is a messenger RNA of Corythoichthys intestinalis (scribbled pipefish), 4413 nucleotides long. It is a transcript of the gene sspn, whose product is annotated as sarcospan (Kras oncogene-associated gene). The transcript is spliced from 3 exons. Gene Ontology annotation, cellular component: sarcolemma; dystrophin-associated glycoprotein complex. The coding region runs from base 95 to 757 and encodes 220 amino acids. The record is from RefSeq and is a predicted model, not a curated record. Lineage: Eukaryota; Metazoa; Chordata; Actinopteri; Syngnathiformes; Syngnathidae.
CAAGCAGGCAGCCAAGCUUGGCCGUUUUCAAACAGUGUGCUGAAAAAAUUGGUGCGGACUGAGAGGUACAGACUGUCAGCUAGCGGCAGCAGACAUGGGCCAGAAAGGUUCCUCCGAACAGAGGGAUGGCAGCAAGACGAGAGAAGAUAGUUCUGCAGCAGACGACAACCACAAGUGCAGAGUGUGCCGCUUUCCUCUGCUCGUGGCCUUGUCGCAGCUGCUCUUGGGGGUAGCCGUCACUGUGGUGGCCUUCCUCAUGCUGGCCAUCAGCCCUUCACUGUUGGCCAGAGAGACGCCACACUGGGCUGGGAUCUUUAUGUGUGUGGUUGCCAUUGUGGGAUUCAUCCUGUACUGUGUCACCUACCGCCCAGAUGAGCGUUCAACUGUGCAGUUCAUUGUCAAGCUCCUGUACUUCGUGUUCAGUACAAUUGGCCUGGUCAUAUCCGUGUUGGUUGUGGCUUUCGCUGGAUACCACCACGCGCAGACCAGCAGCUUCAGUUGUCUGACCUCCGCAGAGGCCUGCGUGUGCACGUUGGACCCCCGCGACCCAAUUGCUCGCACUUUUACUUAUGAAGGUGUCAGCGACUGUCAGGAGAUUACAGAGACACUUGUACUCUACCAUAUGCUCCAGAUUGUGCUCAACCUGGCUCAGGCCUUCUUCUGUGCUGUGGCUACCUUCAUCAUGUGGAAGCACCGCUACCAAGUCUUCUUCUCUGGUCUUCAAAUCGGAUCCCUACAGCGGUGGAACAAGAUUUAAAAGGAUGACAGAUCCUGAAGUACAUGCAAACUUUGUGGCAAUUGAGUUUUAUAUAAAUCCAUUUUGUACCACUUUUGUAUGCUGCAACUGCAAGACUGUUAUUUUGUGUCAUACAAUUAGAGAGGCAAACGUGCAUUCUGUAACAGAUCUUAAGCCCAUUAUUACAUCACAAGAUGAACGUAUAUGCUUUAAAUGUGUUUGUGUUAUAAAGCAUAACACAAAUUCAAAAACGUGUGUGAUGUGUUACACCUUGUGGGAUAAUCAUUUUGGUUAUUACUUCCUUAGGUUUUCUCUUCAAGCCUAAGCAAAAGCAUUGGAUCAAAAUCAGUUUUUUGCUUACUGUUAUGCAGUCACUUGCAUGGUUUUCAUUGGUUGUUUGCAGCAUUAUAAUCAUAAGCGUUUGUGACAAGGGCGUAGGUUUGCAUAGGGACGGUAGGGACAUAACACUACCAACUUUUCAGGAUGCUCAAAUUGUCCCAAGCAACCUUAUAUGCAUUACAUAAUGAGUUCAGCUAUAUAAGUAUUUCAGAUUGUCUUCCCAUACGUUGUAAGGAGAUAAUUGACCCUAUCGUUAUUAAGUAAAUUCUUUUCAUUAUUUUCAAACCGGUCCAUUUUUUCCCCCUCAAAAGCACGUUUUCUCGGCUGAUGAAUUGACCCACUCCAACCCCACACACGCAUGCUCACACAGCGCUUACCGAAAUACAUGUCGACAACAUGCAGCCUCCUCCGCCCCCUUCGAAAAGGAGGAAUAUUAGUUUUUUUGGGGCCAGCAGCAGCCACUGUAAGUAAUUUAGUAAGACACCAAUGUUAUGGAGGUGGGAAACACCACUAAUUUUGCUACUGAAAGUCCGACCUGCAUUAGCGUUAGCAUAACAUUUAGCUGUGUGAGUUUAAUAACCUGCAAAACUCAAGUAGGAAGCUACUUAGCGAGAAGUGUCCUUCUGUUUGUCUUUUCUACUGUUAACGUUAAUUGAACAGUGAAAAAUGUAGUGAACUCUGCUGGAAACUAUAGAACUACAAAAACAUUAGCAAGAAGCUGCUUAGAGAGGGGUGCUGCAUAACUUCAUAUGUUGCCCACACAAAACAGCACACAACAUAAACCAGAUAUACUGUAUAUACCCCCAAUUUGGCCAAAUUUCAAAAUUGUCCGAUAUGCACGUGUGGUACAUCACUGGAAAGCUUAAAAUCUAAUUUUCUGGGGGAAGAAAAAUUUUGAACAGGGGGGCUUUCUCAAAAAAAAAAAAAAAAAAAAAAAAGAAAAACACAUUUUUUAAACAGCAAAACCCUAACUGGAGGUGAGAGCACGCGAGAACAGAAUUAAAGACGCCAUGAUUUUAACGAGAUAUUAUCGCGUACUUACCUUGUUUCGAUCCAAAAACUCCCUGUAGCAUGUAUCAUCGAGUGUCAAGACUCAGAUGUGAAUGGCCACAGCCGGAUUUUUGGGCGAUUUUAUGGGUGAAACAUGGUGAUAUAACAAGGGUCGCGAUGCAGAAAUCGCAGACCUCAAGGAGUGGUCGAGACGUUGUUUUUCAUACAUUUACAAAUGUUUUUUUCCCAAUUUUUCUGUGUUUGGAUCGAUUAUUUAUCAUCUAACAUAUCGGUGAAAAUGUGACAGUAACAAAAAAAAUAAAAUUAAGCCAUAAUUAUGAGGUAGAUAUCCGUGACUUAUUUACUGACACCAUUUUUUUCAUUGUGAUGUAAUUUGUUUAAAAGUUUAAAAUAUGCGGGUGAAUAAUUUUUUACAGUGUUUUUUUUUUUUUUUAAGAAAUAUUAGACAUCAAUUAUUGAUUUUAAGCUAAAAAAAGACAGACAUUUGGCUAAGAAAUGUAAUUACUUACUUUCUUUUUAUGGCUGGGUUGAAACAAAAGCGGUUGCGCGUGUCUGUAAACGGGGGUUUCCAGGGUAAAACGGACAAAUUAAAAAGUUUGGAGCUUAAUGCGCCAUGAAUCUGCUAUUGCAGUAUAUAGACAUAUUGUUCUAUCAAACACAACAGUUCUUUUGGCUUAAAAUACAGCAGUUUAUUCUAAAGAGGGGUGCAAGUGCAGAAACUGCUUUUUCAGUCUUGUCCGUGUUUUCUGCCAUAUGUAUUUGUUUGUUUGUUUGUUUGGAUGCUGUGAGUUACCCACACUAGUGUUGCGACCAGAGGUUGCGCUAGACAUUUUCGUUGUCUGUCAUUUUGACUGACAGGGUCAUAAAAAUCCAGUCAUAAUCUAUUUUUACCAGUCACUUAAAUUUUUGAAAUGAUAAUGAUGACAUAUUCAAUAGUAUUUAGUUUUCAUUCAUUUUUAAUUAAUAUUGUAACGCUUGUUUGGCGGAGAAAAAUUAGACACGGAAGUUGUAUUUUUCUCCCUCUUUUUACUCUGCUUACCGCCAACAACACCAACAAAACAACUCCACUCCCAAAGAAAAAGAGGCAACUAUAUAGACCCCAAUCACCAACGUCACACAAUGAUCUUAAUUGUGGUUGUCAGCCCAAAAUCUUCUAAAUAUAUAUUAAAUGCAUCUUACCAGAUAUAAAAUGACUACUACAUAGUCUGUGGAUCGUUUGGUGCCCAGAUUUCUUGUCGAAUUACAGCAGUCCAUCUCGCUCUCCUCUUCGGGUCUCUCAGAAUACGGUAGAACUUCAAGUCUCUCCGUCUAUCUUCUCUGUUACUGCAACCAACCGCCACACACGCCUUCGCCAUUUUGAUUAUUAAUGUUAACGAGCAGAAAAACACGCCGUAAUAGGAGGCAUGUACGUAGCGGUAAUGUGUAAACACAACGAGCUGACGGACAAUAUGGCUGCUCCAGUCAGGGGGCGGAGUUGUGACGUCAUGUGAUUGGGGUCUAUAGACAAGUUUCCUGAGCGAAAUACGGGCGCUGCCAUCUUGGAAAAUGUCUGCUUCGCACUUCCGGUCCGGUCGAGUAGCAGUGUAUUAGCAGUGUAUUGACGACGAUAAAACUACGAAAUCAAGCCAGAGAAACCCAUGGAAUCUUCAAAAAUUGAUUCAGCACGACCUAGAUGACACGUAGAUGAGAUUGGAUGGCAGUUCGUGUCACUUCGUUGAUCAUUCGUGGACAAAAUUAUUAACAACGGUCAGCCUGUGUUAACGUGAGGAAUGGAUUGAUACUACGGCCAUUAGUGACCAAAAUGUGGUGAAAUUACAAGUUAUAUUACAUUUGCCGACUGCAGAAGGGCUGACAUGGAUUGUUUUGUUACAAGGAAAUGCUACAAGGUUAUGUACAUAUGAUGUAAACACAAAUAGUAUGUCAUUCUUUUUUUUAUUGCAGGCAUUGAUCGCAAUAAAACAUUUAGACAUGAUUCAAUUUCUUGUUUUAUUUAAAACGAUUGGUGCACUCCAAAACAGGUCAAUAAUUAUAAAAGUAUUGCAAAAAUAGCAUACAAGAAUGUGAUAUCAGACCGCAGAGCUCCGGAGCCUCGUGAACAAACAGCGACAUCACGGAGGCCCUCGGCGGCAUUUAGAUGUGCUUUUUUCCCAUCCUCGGUAAUUCCAGCUCCAAUAGCAUAUAUUUAAAGACGCUACCGUUCACAAGUUCGUAGUUGGAUCACGGCGAUCUCGGCGAACCACCGUCUGUCACAAUUCCUACCUCUCUCGGCCUCUCCCGGGAGUCGAGCUGUCAUCAUCAUUGUGGAACGCAAACUAUAUAUGUUCGAU